This is a messenger RNA of Coffea eugenioides, 699 nucleotides long. Its product is annotated as polygalacturonase-like. NCBI's taxonomy places the organism in Eukaryota, Viridiplantae, Streptophyta, Magnoliopsida, Gentianales, Rubiaceae. The coding region runs from base 1 to 699 and encodes 232 amino acids. The transcript has 2 exons. The record is from RefSeq and is a predicted model, not a curated record.
AUGGCUAAGAGCAUUAGAGUUUCAUCCAUUCUUUUCCUUUCUUGCGCAACCCUUUUGAGCAUAACAAGGGCAGCAUCCUUCAAUGUGCUCAGUUUUGGAGCAAAACCGGAUGGCAGAACUGACUCAACUCAGCCAUUCCUUAAGGCCUGGGCGUCAGCUUGUAGGUCGAUCCAACCGGCCACUGUUUAUGUCCCUCGAGGGCGUUACCUGAUAAAGGCAGCAGUGUUCAAAGGACCCUGUAGAAACAGAAUCACUGUGAAGAUUGAUGGGACUCUUGUUGCUCCUGAUAACUACUGGGCUCUUGGCAACUCUGGAUACUGGCUAUUGUUCGUUCAGGUCAAUAGGCUUUCGGUCAUCGGUGGAACACUGGAUGCUAAGGGAGCAGGAUUCUGGUGCAUUUCCCCAGUCAGAAAAACUGCCAGUUGUAGCAAGCCUUCUGGGUAUGAUGGCGGAGAGUAUGGUGCAGGUGCCAUUAAGUGCCUCCAGUGCUUUUCAGAUAAAGCACUGGUCCCAGGUGAUGUCAGGUGGCUUGACAUCAUCAGCGUGCAGCUGAGGUGGAGGUGCCGAGGUCACCUGCACGGUAGACUAGGGAUCCGGCCGGGCUUAAGGGAUAACCCCGAGACGCGGACGAGCUCUGAUGAGGGACGAGGUGAGUUCACCUCGGGCAUGCGGGAUGGCCGAGGUGAGCCUCCUCAAUAA